AUGCCCCCCAUUCAACCCCGCGGCGUCGGCCCUACCGAGUCCUUCGUCUUUCCCACAGGCACCGUCAAAGACAACCUUCGGACUUUUUUUCGAGCUUGCGAACUGGGCAGCACCAGAUAUGUCGAGAAAUGUAUCAAAACUCUUUCUCCUGCGGGCAGGGUGCCACUCUUGAACUAUAGCACCAGUUCAAAGAAUCGUCUAAAAGCGCUGCACCUUGCGGCCCAGGCCGGCCAUAACGAUAUUGUCCGGUUGUUACUCGAAGCGGGAGCACAGGUUGAUGUGGCGGCUGAGAAGGGCGUGACACCUCUGGCCUGUGCAGCCGCCUCGGGACAGUCUGGGACUCUUCAGAUUCUCCUGGAGCAUGGGGCUGAUCCGCAUCGCCUCACGGAGGAUGGGCUCACCAUUAUUUCUCAUGCUGCCAGGUCAGACGUGGUGCGAGGACAGGCGGAUACCAUCGCCAUGCUGAUUGAACACGGAGUUGAUCCCAAUGCCAUCGACGAGACGCCCAAAAAGUCAGCCCUGAACUGGGCCUGCAGUCAAGGCAAUCUCGCUGUGGUGAGGAUUCUCCUCGACCCAAACGUUGGUGGCGUCAAGCCAGGUGAGAUUCUCGGCGAGGACGGGUGGACAGCCCUUCACUUCGCUGCCCGAUGUCAAGUGCUCGCCGGCAAGGACGUCACCCAGUACCUCAUACGCGCAGGGAUGGAUCAGACAGUCGGAGACAUCGACGGCUGGCUUCCUAUCCACUACGCGGCUAAACACGCCAACGUCGUCACCCUCGGCUACCUCAUCCACCAAAAGCCCGGGCUUUCCCAACUCAUCGAAAUCAAAACUGAUACCGGCGGCACCCUUCUUCAUUGUGCCUGUGAUGAAGGGGAGGCAAUCAAGUGGCUUCUUCGACAUGGCGCAGACGUCAAUGCUCAAGACGAUGAAGGCGACACGCCGCUGGGCUUGUCGUGCUAUGACGGGAUAGGCGAUACUGUGAGCCUCCUUCUCCAGGCCGGAGCGGACCCAAAGAUUCAAAAUGAGGAGAAGCGAACCGCGCUUCACUGGGCUGCGAGAGGCGGGGCGGUUAAUGCCGGCCGGGAGCUGCUCAACAAGUGCCCGGCUGUUUUACAUAUCAAGGACGAAAAGAACCUUUCUGCUAUGCAUCUAGCCAUCAGGAAGUUUGAGCCAACUUUUGCUGAGAUGCUCCUGGAUGAGUUCUACCCGGAGUAUGCGACAAAUCUACACGGGGAUUUGACGGCUGUGCAUGAGCCUUCGGGAGAAACACCUUUGAUAUCGGCGGUGAAGAGGUUUCAGGUUGGGGUGGUGGAAAAGUUGUUGAAGUUGGGGGCCGAGGCUGAUGUCAAGGAUAAGAGCGGGAAGACGCCGUUGGUGUAUGCCAGUCGGGCAAGGAAGCAUAGUGAGAAGUUGGUUGAAAUGCUGCUGGAUCAUCAGGCGGCGGAAAAGGCUAAGGAGGCGGCGGAGAAGGAGACGGGGGGUGAGAAGAUGCCGAUGGAGUUGCAACAUAUGCUUCAGUUUUUGAAAACGGUGUUGGAGGAGCAGGAGAGGGAGUGA
This is a messenger RNA of Podospora pseudocomata, 1557 nucleotides long. RefSeq lists its product as uncharacterized. Gene Ontology annotation, biological process: protein localization to ciliary inversin compartment. The record is from RefSeq and is a predicted model, not a curated record. Gene Ontology annotation, cellular component: ciliary inversin compartment. Lineage: Eukaryota; Fungi; Ascomycota; Sordariomycetes; Sordariales; Podosporaceae. The transcript has a single exon. Gene Ontology annotation, molecular function: protein binding. Bases 1 to 1557 code for a protein of 518 amino acids.